CCAGAAGCAGCCCUGCAAGAUGCACUUAGACACCCGGCGGCUGGAAGAAUGAGCUUGUCCUUCCUCCUCCUCCUCGUCCUCAGCCACCUCGUCCUCAGCGCCUGGGCUCGCGGGGAGAAGCACGUCGCCGCCAAAGGGCACCCCGGACCCGCUGCCACCGGCCGGAGCCCGGGAGGCGCCCGCAGCAGCCGGAGCGGCAGGGGCACGACGUCCUCCUCCGCCGCCGCCGCCUCCCCCUCCCCCGGCGCUUCUCCGGGCCACCGAGGCGGCGGCUCGGAGCAGAGCAGCUUCCAGUGGAGCCCCUCGGGGCGCCGGACCGGCAGCCUGUACUGCAGAGUGGGCAUCGGUUUCCAUCUGCAGAUCUACCCGGAUGGCAAAGUCAACGGCUCCCAUGAAGCCAACAUGUUAAGUAUUUUGGAAAUAUUUGCUGUGUCUCAGGGGAUUGUAGGAAUACGAGGAGUUUUCAGCAACAAAUUUUUAGCGAUGUCAAAAAAAGGAAAACUCCACGCAAGUGCCAAAUUUACAGAUGACUGCAAGUUCAGGGAGCGAUUUCAAGAGAACAGCUAUAACACCUACGCUUCGGCGAUCCACAGAACUGAGCCUGCGGGCCGGGAGUGGUACGUGGCCCUCAACAAGAGAGGGAAGGCUAAGCGGGGCUGCAGCCCCCGGGUCAAACCCCAGCACGUCUCCACUCACUUCCUGCCCAGGUUCAAGCAGCUAGAGCAGCCAGAACUUUCUUUCACGGUCACCGUUCCUGAGAAGAAAAAGCCACCCAGUCCUGUCAAGCCAAAGGUGCCCGUGUCUGCCCCUCGGAAGAGUCCCAACACCGUGAAAUACAGACUCAAGUUCCGCUUCGGGUAACCUUCAUCUUGGCCUUGGAGAAACCAGGCCUUCCCUCGGAGCUUCCAGGGCUGAGAAAGAAGAAUAUUGGGUCCAGCUCCAGCUCUGCUGCACUGUCUCCAAGUCAGGUCACGGGCUUCAGUGCGACGGAAACAAAGAUGUUUUCUGAGAGGGGCUGAACCGGAAUUCUUCGUCCUAAGUGGGGAGCACAGGGCUUCAGGGCCCAAGACGGGAAAGCCUUCUGCUCUGUGCUUGGUGGUACCCAGUAUGUUCUGGAAGCUCAAGAGCGCGGACUACGUACUCUCCUGACUUUUACAGAUCAACCUGAAAGAACACACAUGAUACAUUUUUAUUUUUGGU
This is a messenger RNA of Neogale vison (American mink), 1200 nucleotides long. RefSeq names its product fibroblast growth factor 5 (gene FGF5). The transcript has 3 exons. The coding region runs from base 49 to 861 and encodes 270 amino acids. Gene Ontology annotation, cellular component: cytoplasm. Gene Ontology annotation, molecular function: fibroblast growth factor receptor binding; growth factor activity. Gene Ontology annotation, biological process: animal organ morphogenesis; fibroblast growth factor receptor signaling pathway; positive regulation of cell population proliferation. The record is from RefSeq and is a predicted model, not a curated record. Lineage: Eukaryota; Metazoa; Chordata; Mammalia; Carnivora; Mustelidae.